Molecule: messenger RNA, 4076 nt
Organism: Limulus polyphemus (Atlantic horseshoe crab)
Lineage: Eukaryota; Metazoa; Arthropoda; Merostomata; Xiphosura; Limulidae
Exons: 3
Coding region: 1-630 (209 amino acids)
Molecular function (GO): protein binding
Source: RefSeq, a predicted model, not a curated record
AUGCUGCAUAACAAUAAUUUGUUCAUUUCACUUCUUUUUUCAGAUAAUUCAACAAAAUCAAAAGCAGCCAUUGAAGUUUCUGUUUAUGACAUUCAUGCAACGAUUGUAGAGAUAGAUUGGCACUCAAGAGUUGUUCAUCAACAGAAUCUCUCAGAUUGUGAAUUGGUGUACAGGCAACUUGACAGUCCAGAACAGGUCGAGGUUUGGUCAAACUUUAUACCAACUGGCCAUGUUUUUCCACUCACAGGACUGAAAAACAAUGUAACAUACCGCUUCCAAAUGAUCUGCUAUGAUAUGAGUAGCAGAAAAUUGGAAUCUAACUAUCUUGAGUUUACAACAGGUGUCAAGAAAAAGCCCAAAAGCUAUAUAGUCUCGUCAGAUUCAUACAGAAGUAACUACGACACUGUUUCCCGAGAGAACCCUUACCAUGAUGAAGAGGGUCUUCGGGAUGUCCAGUCUUCCAGUGUGAUAUUAGGAGCUGUUUGUGGAAUUGUGGGUUUUCUAAUCAUCAAUGUAACUGUGGUGAUGGCAGUGAAACGAUACUCCCAACGUCAGAUGAGACAUCGUAGGAUACUGGUAGUAGAGGAAAGAGAUGAUUACGAAUUUCUCUAUUUUCAAGAAUUUGAAUAAGAGAGGCUUAUGGAAGGACUUUACUCAUUUCAAGGAUUAUAACCAACAUAUUCUUUUAAUGUCAUGCAUAUUUAGUCCACAUAUUUUUUACCUUGGACUCUUUUUAUUGGUCCGUGUUGCCAGCAUAGAAAUUAGUCACUAGAGGAUCUUGGCCCGACAAUCUACUUUAUGUCAAAGUAUCUUGUGAUAAUUCUACCUUCUAGCUUGCAUCGAGGUGGAACAGGUAAUUUUAGUCCAUAAAAGAUGUUAGUAACUUGUACAUAUAUUCUUUAUAAAGAUCCUCUCAGCCUAAGAUGUCUUCUAGAAAGCAUUUAGAUCAUUGUUACCUAAAGUUAUGUUAGCUUAUUCUAUUAAUAUUGGGUCUUUUAUUUCUGAAGGUCCUCAGAUUAAUGAGAAUGGAUAUUCCCACAAAUGAAGGAUUAGCCAAUAAUUUCUUUAAAUGUUUUGGCAACUUUAAAAGAUGAAUAACAAAGCCAUUAGAACUUCAACUUAUAUUUAUCUAACUUUUUCCAACAAAGAAACAUUUUGACAUUAUUAUGGUGAUAAGUUUAGGUAAGUGACCAGACUCUUUCAUUCAUUAAAAAAAAGAAUGACUUUCCAUUGAAUUUAUUUUUUGUAUUUUAAAACUGUGUCUUUGUAAAACUGAAAUUAUAACCAGCUGUAACAAGUCACCUUUGGGACAUUAUAAAACAGUUGUGUUUUAAUACACUUGUGGCUAAUCAUGUAGGGUUGGGAUACAAAUUGAUCUCUAAUUUUGAAUCAGAAUAUAUUCCUCAUACACUAGAUUUAGAGAAAACCAUGCAUCUAUUCCUGUUAUUUCUACCUAACACAUUUUUGUAAAUAUACAUUAAACGUUUCUUACUCCACAAAAAAAUUUCUAAACUUUUUUCUUAUUCUAAUUCGAAAUAAUAUAUACAAAGAACUAUUCUUUACAAUUGAUUGUAUGUGAAAUUUAUUUUGAACCAAUGUCCAAGUAGAAACAUUUUAUGACUGGCUGUAUAGCAUACUCGUGAUCUGUUGGAAACUUUAAAUAUGUAUAUGAAGCUGCCCAAUAAAAAGUAGUUACGUCACAAACAAAAAAAAGCCCAUAUACAUUGAGAUUCUUGUAACUAAGUGUGUAACAUACUGUGCAUUUUGUCCUAUUACAAAUGUUAAAUGUCCAUGUAACAUAUAUAGCUCACAGUGUCUAGAAAUAUAUGUUUAUUAAAUUUAAUAGUUUGAAUCUUUCUUCCAUGUUAUAAAUAUUAGAUAAUUGUCCAUAUAACAUACUUGCUGUUUUAUAGAAAUUUUUUAUUCAAUUUAGUAAGUGUUCCAAAGCAGAGACUUGAUAGGCAUUUAUGGUAAAUGACCAUGUGCAUGUAUGUAAUUUACUAGAAUUGCUAAGUGAUUGUUUGUGGAAGUUUUUUUGAUACUGAUAUAAAAUUUAAAAUAAACUCACUAUAGUUUGUGUAAUUAAAUGUUCACAUAGCUUGCAUUUGGUCAAUACAAACACUUGUACAACUCCUUCUAUUAAUAUGCUUUGUGUUUGUAAUAUGGGGAUAAUUAACACUCAGAUUCUAUAAUACAAGUAGUCAAAAGUAUUAGUAUUUUUACAGUCAGAAUUAUUUAAACCUGGGUUGUAAAGAUACAUAACAUUUAUUUUUUAUAUAAGUCGGGUAUACUUAAGCAAAUGAAACUUACUAAAGUUCAAAGAAAAAAAAAACUGAAAUGUUAUACAUACAUUCACUGUGUAGAAAGUUGAGAUGAAUCAUUAAAUUUUUAGUCACUUCGUAGAGAAAGAGAGAAGAAAUAAAACAUAUCAUACACUACUCUAUCUCAUUGGUUACUAGGUGGUUCUUUAUGUCUUGUAAAAUCGUAGUUGUCGAGUAACAUUAGAUCCUAUCAGUAACUUAAUAGAAAAAACUGAAAGUACACUGAUGCUUAUACUCAUUAUACAAUAUUUUAGUUUUAGUUUACAGUAUAAAAAGGACCAAUAUCAAUCUAUACUGGUAAUAUUUUUAUUAAUUAAUGACUUUAUUAUGAAGUUAUAAAAUAGUAGUGUAUGCUGUAAAGUAGAUGGCUUUUAUAUGCAUUUUUUUAGUGGUUUAUGUUAUUGUGUUUUCUGCAAUAUGAAUAUUUUUACAAGAAUAAUUUUUUCUUUGUGUUGUACAUUAUUAAAUGUUGUAAGUACAUAUCUUUGAAUACGUAUAACUAUACCAGGUUUUAUACUUAAAAGUGUUGUUCACUUGUUGAAAUUAUAAUAGUUUAAUUUUGAAUUUUUUAUAAUUUGAUUAUGUUCUUUGUAAGGUAACUUCAAAACCAUAUAAAAAAAAUGUACUUCAACAUAUAAACCACUGAUGUAUUUUAAAGAAUUGUUAAAGAAUAAUUUGUCAGUGCUGGUACCAUAGAGACAAGGUUGUCUCUUGUUAGAUUUUUGUAAGUGUUUUGUUUCAACAAGAUUUCACGUAAGACGUAUCUUUUUUAUAAGGACACGAAAAUAGACUUCCAUUGUUAUAUCAGAAACAAAUCAAAUUUAUAAUAAAGUUACUUAUCAUUCCUUAUAAGAUCAUAAGUACAUAAGACAGGUAUUUUUUAUUAGGCCAGAGUGGUUUAUACUUUCAUCAAGAAGCCCUCUCAUCUCAGUUUAUAAGAAUGGAUGUAUUGAUCACGUCAUGAAUACUUGAUUAUUUUCAUCAAGUUUUGGAGAAAUUUGCUUUCACGUGGUUAUCACAAACAUCCAUCUUUAUAUACAUUUGUUUCCCACAUAGGGAGGCAUAUCUAUAUUCUUUAUGUCAAGUUGACAGAGCUACUUUCUUUAGGAAAACUAAACAAACUUAAGAUCGUGGACACCUUGUGUUUUUUCUUUAUUUCAUGGAAAAGAUAAAUCUACCCUAAUUAGCAUUGGAAGACCAGCAGUAUAUUCAUCAGGAACCAAACCAGUUCUAAUCUCACAUCCUUUAUAAUAUCAACAUUUUGUCCAAUCUCUACCUAAUCUAAGUACAUUAUAUUUUUUUUCAACUUUUCUAUUUAGCUUAAAUAUGUUUUGUUGAAUUAUUGGUUAUGCUUGCUACUAAUACAAUGGCAGUUACUUUAUUUUCGGAGAUUUCGUUCUGUAGUGUGUUUAAUAAAUUAUACUAUCCUGCCUCUGAAUAUGUUUUUGUGGUUGUGACCUAUUAUACUUAAUCCUUAAAAGAAUAUUCUGCUAUUGUAGAGAGAACGUUUAGUUAUUAAAACUGAAUAUAAUUUAAACUAGCUUCAAUACCUAAUACGUAAAAUUUACUGAAAUUGCAGUUUUAUAGACCUACUUGAACCAUUUGUUUUUAUUUUCUUUAUAUCUCGGUCAAGAUGAUAAAAUUUAAGUCCCACACUUGUGCUUUUAUUUUUUCUUUAUUGGGCGAUAAAAAGCGCCAUGUUAUAGAAAUGUAUACAUUGGAUGAAGAAAUAAUAAAAAAUGCCUCAGAUAGUGA